Messenger RNA from Chiloscyllium plagiosum (whitespotted bambooshark), 300 nucleotides. Lineage: Eukaryota; Metazoa; Chordata; Chondrichthyes; Orectolobiformes; Hemiscylliidae. The record is from RefSeq and is a predicted model, not a curated record.
UUGUGUUCCAGGCGGCGAAUGCGGGGCUCGAAGGUCGUCUGGAUUCCCGGAUGUGACCACGCCGGCAUUGCCACUCAGGUGGUGGUCGAGAAGCAGUUGUGGAGGGACCGAGGGCUCAGCAGACAGGAUGUGACACGGGCCGAGUUCCUGAGGGAGGUGUGGCGCUGGAAGGAGACGAAGGGCGAUGAGAUCUACCGUCAGCUGCGGUGUUUGGGGGCCUCGCUGGACUGGGAGCGGGCCUGCUUCACCAUGGAUUCGGUGAGUUACCGCAGAUACAGCCCCUUGGGCCCUAUUGGUCAG